AAUACACGACCUUGAGGCUGUUGUUUUUUCCAAUCCAUAAUGCGCGUUUUUCUUGCGCAAUCUGGCAACACCGAGUACUAUCACCGCAAGUGCGCUGCUGCUGUAUCCGUGUGUAUGUGCACUAGUUCUGCUGCCGUGCGGCCUUCAUGUUGUUAGCACACAUAUAUAUAUACAACACAUAGCGUCAAUAUUUUGCUUAGUUAAAGCAUAAAUGACUACCGGAGCCGAGAGAGCGGAGCCUGGAGACAGCGAACAGGAUGAAGAAGAUGUAUAUGAAGUGGAGAGGAUUAUUGAUACGCGAGUGGUGGAGGGAGAGGUGCUGUACCGGGUGCGAUGGAAGAACUACUCAUCGGACGAUGACACCUGGGAGCCUGAGGCACACUUGGACGACUGCAGAGAGGUGCUGCUUGCCUACAAGAAGGCCCUGGCUGAGAUGAAGCCAAAGAAGGAAACUGGCUUGAAGCUGCCCAUGAAGAGUGAUUUGUUUGAUGCUGAUUCUGAGAGUGACAGUGAUAUAGAAAAACAGAAAGAAUCACCAAUAAAGAAGAAGAAAAAGAAGAAAGUGGAGGAAUCAGAUGAUGAGAUGCCUGUGAAGGAAAAGAAGAAGAAAAAAAAGAAGGAGAAAUGGUGGGAAGACAAACCUCUGCCUGCACCGGAGUCUGAUGAGGAGGAGGCAGAGAGCAGGGAUCCUUCCCCUGCACCUCCUAAAAAAGACACAAAGAAGAGGCUCAUUGACUCUGAUGAUGACGAUGAUGCCCCAGUUACUCCCAAGAAACAAAAGAAGCUUGACAAGCAUAAAGAUGGUGGAAAACAGAAGAAAGAGAGUGGAGAGGACCACAAGAAAAAGAAAGUAAAGUCAAAAAAAGAGAUUGAUACCUCAGAUGAAGAGGAUGAGAAGAGCGACGUGCCCUCGGAGUCCCACACGGAUGAUACAACAAACACAGAAACAAACGAUUCCUUCAAAACCAUGACAGCAAAAGCCACAGACAAAUCUGCAAGAAGUGAGAGUGGAGGUGAUCUCAAGCAGGCCAAGCAGAAGAAGGCCAAGUCUGACCUGAAGCUGCAAGGUUUCAAAGACCUGAUUCAAGAGAAGAAACCUAAAAAAGUGGAGGUUUCAACGGCCACACCUAAAGAAAGUGGUGCAAACAAGCACAAGAGCUUUACUAGUAGCAAGAGCACUAGCAAGUCAUCUCGAAGCGAGGAGGAGCCCGACUCCAGUGACACGGGGGCAGCUACGUCCGCACCCAAGUCAAAGGUUAAAAGCAAAGGGCAGGAAGCAGGCCCACCUUCUCAGAAGCUUUCAUCUGCCUCUUCCUCCUCCUCAUCCUCCACAGCAUCAACAGCCCCCAUCAAGCCCAAAGAGGAGGAGCCGAAGGAAGAAGUUGGUGAAAAGGGAGGUGCCUCUAACUUGUUUGAGAAGUUCCUGUUGAACUGUGAGGCAAAAGAUCGUGUACCAAGGAGACAAGCGGACCAGAACAAGAAUAUAACUCCAAAGGGUGCAGGGAAAAAUGACAAGAAAACAAAAUUGUCCAAGCAGUCUCCUGCACGGAAACCUGAUUCAGACAAGACAGAGAAGGCAAAAGAUGUGCCUCGACCUGGUCAGAGUCCCUUCUCUAUGGAGAUCGAGGAGAAACAGGAGAAGGGAACAUCCGAGAAAAGUGAUAAAUCAGACGAACUGGCCCCCAAGUCUAAGGAGGAAUUACAAAGAGAGCAGAGAGAGGAAGAGCAAAGGAAGAGGAAAGAAAAGAUGGAAGAGGAGGAGAGAAAGAGGAAAGAAAGGAUUGAAGAAGAGGAGAGAAAGAAGAAGGAGAGAAUAGAGGAAGCCCAACGGGAGAGAAAAGCACGCAUGGAGGAGGCGCAGAGGCUUGCAGAGGAGGCCCGGCAAGAGCGGCUGGAAAGGAAGUCCAUGACUGAGUCAAUAGCAUCUCCUGACUCGACAGAAGACUCCAGAUGGAAGGACAAGAGGAGGAGAAGGAGGGAUGACAGUGAAUCACGGGUCUUCACCGCCUGCGAUGACAAUCAGGACUCUCGGGAGACCAUGGAGCGCUCUGACAAAACUCCUGACAGGGGACCGCCAUCUCUUAAUCUUGGGGUGGAGCUCAAGCUGGAUUGGAUGACACUGGAGGACUUUCAGAAACACUUGAAUGGAGAGGAUGAGAAUCUCUCUCCGCUAGCCUUAACUCCUGCGGAGCUGCGAGAAGCAGUGAAGAAUGGGAAUUACCUGGCGGUAAAACGUGCACUUAGUUCCAAAGAGGACUACAAUCUGGACCAGGAGGACUCUAGCGGCAUGUCCUUAACACUGUUGGCUGCUGCAGGCGGUCAGGAUGACGUCCUCAGGCUGCUCAUUAAGAAAGGAGUAAAGGUUAACGCUAGACAGAAGAACGGCACCACUGCCCUGAUGCAUGCUGCUGAAAAGAACUUCUUGACAACAGUGGCCAUUCUCCUAGAGGCAGGAUCAUCUGUAAAUGCCCAAACUCUGGGUGGAGAAACCGCUCUCAUGAAGGCUUGCAAGAGGGGCAAUGCAGAUGUGGUUCGCCUCCUGCUGGAAUAUGGCGCUGACUGCAACAUCUUGUCUAAACAUAAGAACACUGCCUUGUACUAUGCCAAACUUAGCAACAAUUUGAUGAUAUAUGAUCUCAUCAAAGACCAUAUGCAAACGUUAUCAACUGUGGCGGAGGAGACAAUCAGAGCAUAUUUUGAAACGCGGCUGGCCCUACUGGAACCUGUAUUCCCUUUGGCUUGCCAUAGAUUGUGCGAAGGGCCAGACUUUUCACUGGAAUUCAACUACAAACCCCCUCAACACACACCCGGAGAAGGAUCUGGCAUCCUGCUUUUUAUCUUCCAUGCAAACUUCCUUAAUGAGAUCACAGCUAGACUCUGUGGGCCCUGUAGUGUUCAUGCUGUCGUCCUGAAUGAUAAGUUUCAGCUGCCCAUCUUCUUGGACAGCCAUUUCAUAUACUCUUUCAGUCCUGUUCAAGGAACCAACAAACUGUUCAUCCGUCUGGCAGAGUCGCCCACAGCUAAGGUUAAACUCCUAAUUUGUGCAUACAGAGUCCAACUACAGUGAUAAGGUCAAAGGUCACCGCAGGAGCUCUGACUUUCUACACUUGACACAUGCUGAGCAGGAGACAGUUUAGAAAUGGUUAUGUUUUACUGUGGGGAAAUACUGAAAGACUGUAGUACUAACAGGUCAAUAACAACAGCCACAGAUCUCAGUGUGGCUUUUAAAUAUGUGCUUGGUUAAGUGUUGCAAGUGUUAAACGAGUUUCCAGAGGUCAUGAUUUUGGAUUGCAACUGCAUCACACAUGAAGGUCAGCAAAUGUGUCAAAUUGGGUUUGUAGCUGAAGGUCAUUUGUAAAUCUUGUUUGUAAAGUGUUCCUUUUCUUUUUCUUUUAAAUAGAAUAAUUUAUCUUUCCAGAUUCACUUACUGUUUUGUUUUAUGUUCUGUUCGGUUUAACCCGACCACACGCUCAUCUGUUGUGCUUCAGUCUGCAUUGCUCGCGGGAAUGUGACAAGACUGGACCCAAGUGUGACUUUGAACACCAGAGUGGGUGCUUUAAAAUACAAUUUUCCAUAUUUUGUUUCCUGA
Messenger RNA from Sinocyclocheilus grahami, 3589 nucleotides. RefSeq names its product M-phase phosphoprotein 8. Gene Ontology annotation, molecular function: protein binding. NCBI's taxonomy places the organism in Eukaryota, Metazoa, Chordata, Actinopteri, Cypriniformes, Cyprinidae. Bases 212 to 3067 code for a protein of 951 amino acids. The transcript has 14 exons. The record is from RefSeq and is a predicted model, not a curated record.